CCAUAUCUUCAUUUCUGAGCUAUAACUAUUAAAAAUUUUAUUUUAUUUUUAUUCACGACAAAAAAAAGAAAGAAAGAAAAAAGGACGGAGUGACCAACACACUACCAUACUAUCAACAAAUUCUAUUCUAACUUUCAUCCAUCUAAAAUUUAUCAUCAGCAAGAGGGGUAAAGAUAUUGAUGUGAAAAAUGGCACAUUUACUUACUGCUUCUUGCCCCUUGAACAUCUCGUCUUGCUCGAAAACGGGACCUAACUCGUUGAAACAAAGCUCAGCUUCAUUACCUACUUCGCUCUUUUUACGCACUUCAACUCAACCGCUAAAAAGUGUUGCCUUACACAAAAAGAAUGCACAGAGAAUUUUCUCGGUACGUGCAACCACUCUUCAACAACCUGAAGCAAAGACGGGUUCUGGCUAUGACGAAAGCUCGGGUCAAGAAUCGAGGCCGACGCGUGUGAUGGUUAUUGGUGGAGAUGGGUAUUGUGGCUGGGCCACUUCUCUCCAUUUAUCCAACAAAAACUAUGAAGUUGCUAUUGUUGACAAUCUUGUUCGCCGCAGUUUUGACAACCAGCUUGGGCUUGACUCGCUCACACCCAUCGCGUCCAUUCAUGAUAGAAUAAGAAGAUGGAGGUCUUUGACCGAAAAAGACAUAGAUCUUUAUAUUGGUGAUGUUUGUGACUUUGAGUUUUUGUCAGACGCUUUCACAUCCUUCAAGCCUGAUGCCGUGGUUCAUUUUGGAGAGCAAAGAUCGGCUCCGUACUCCAUGAUUGACCGGUCACGAGCAAUAUACACCCAACAGAACAACGUACUUGGUACCCUUAAUGUCUUGUUUGCGAUAAAGGAGUAUGCUGAGGAUUGUCAUCUUGUGAAACUUGGGACAAUGGGAGAAUACGGGACACCAAACAUAGAUAUCGAAGAAGGGUAUAUUACCAUUACUCAUAAUGGCAGAACCGAUACUUUGCCUUAUCCGAAACAAGCUAGCUCUUUUUACCAUUUGAGUAAAGUGCAUGAUUCGAAUAAUAUUGCAUUUACUGUUAAGGCUUGGGGGAUAAGAGCGACUGAUUUGAACCAGGGAGUGGUUUAUGGUGUGCGGACACAUGAGACCGAAAUGCAUGAAGAACUUUUCAACAGAUUUGAUUACGAUGGAGUGUUUGGAACUGCCUUGAAUAGAUUCUGUGUUCAGGCAGCAGUUGGUCAUCCACUUACUGUUUAUGGCAAAGGAGGCCAGACCCGAGGCUACCUCGAUAUAAGGGACACAGUCCAGUGCGUGGAGCUUGCAAUUGCAAAUCCAGCAAAACGUGGCGAGUUUCGGGUAUUUAAUCAAUUUACAGAGCAGUUUUCUGUAAAUCAACUUGCCUCACUUGUAACAAAAGCUGGUGAGAAGCUUGGAAUUGAAGUGCAAACUAUAUCUGUGCCCAACCCAAGAGUCGAAGCGGAGGAGCAUUACUACAACGCCAAGCACACCAAACUCAUUGAAUUAGGACUUCAACCACACCUUCUUUCUGACUCGCUUCUCGACUCACUGCUCAAUGUUGCAGUUCAGUUCAAAGACCGUGUUGACACAAAACAGAUCAUGCCCAGUGUUUCAUGGAGAAAGAUUGGGGCUAAACCAAAAACUGUAUCUGCUUAGGUAUGUCAUAAUGAGAUGGACUUUACUUGGUAAGUUAUAUCUGUAUUUCUGGAUAUUUUACAUAUGUCACCUAAAUAGGAAGGUUUUAAAGACUUGUACUGCAAAGUAGUUAUAUCUUAAUUUUAUAUACCCCUUUAUUUUUUGUGCAAA
Messenger RNA from Erigeron canadensis, 1778 nucleotides. Its product is annotated as UDP-sulfoquinovose synthase, chloroplastic. Lineage: Eukaryota; Viridiplantae; Streptophyta; Magnoliopsida; Asterales; Asteraceae. The record is from RefSeq and is a predicted model, not a curated record. The transcript has 3 exons. Gene Ontology annotation, biological process: glycolipid biosynthetic process; sulfolipid biosynthetic process. Gene Ontology annotation, molecular function: UDPsulfoquinovose synthase activity. Bases 189 to 1628 code for a protein of 479 amino acids.